Molecule: messenger RNA, 3339 nt
Organism: Prorocentrum cordatum
Lineage: Eukaryota; Dinophyceae; Prorocentrales; Prorocentraceae
Source: the annotation of a GenBank genome assembly
AUGGAGAAGGCCAAGGCCGUCGAGAGGAUCUUGCAGGAGAAGGCCGAGUCCGUCGAGCAGGUCCAGAGGGCGAAGGAGGCGGCCGAGGUCCGCGCCAAGGAGGCCGAAGUACGAGCGGCGUGCGCGCAGCAGCAGCUGCUUGACCAGGGGCAGCAGCUGCCGGCCAUGGUGCAGAGCAUCGCCAGCUGCUUGCUGCGUGGCGCGGGUUCGCGCGGGCGUUUGGAGAGCUGGGGUGUCAGGGUCAACCCGGCACCGGUGGCGAUCAAGGUCGAGCCGGACGAAGGCGGUGGCCGCGCGAUCACGGAUGCGGGCAGCGCGUCGUCGGCCGCGGCCCGCAAGGCUGUGGAGCAGGCCUCCAUCCGUGGCACGUGGCGGGACCAGGACGAGGGGCUCACCGACGGCGCCCUGCAGGAGCUGAUGCAGCAGUACAGCCAGGGCGGCGGCGCCGCCACGCCCGCCACGCCCGCCACGCCCCAGCCGCCGCCGCCACCCAACACGCCUGUCGACGACGUUGCGACUACGCCCGCGGCUGCAGUGAAAGCGACCGCCGCCUCCGCGGCCGUGGCGGUCCAGGGCCUGCUCAGCGCGAUGUCUGGCAGGCGGGAGAGGCAAGCGCAGACGGCGGAAAUGUCGAGGCCGCUGGCAGUGAUGGGGGCGGCGGAGGCGUGCAGCGAAUGGGACCGGGGCGGCGAGGACACGGCAGCGCAGGCGGCCGAGCAGACAGACGCGGCCAGCUCUGACCGCGAGGCCGACGGCACGGCCGGCGGUGAUGCCGAGCAGGCGGGCGUGGACGAGGCCGACGGUGCAGCCGGAGAGGCCGAGCAGGCGGCCGCGGUCAGUGCUGACCGGGAGGCCGGCGAGAGCGCGGCCGGCGGCGGGGCGGAGCAGACGGACGCAGCCGGCGCGGGCCAGGAGGAGGAGGAGGACGGCGCCGGCGACGGCGAGGCUGAACAGGCGGACGCGGUCCUCUCUGACGAGGAGGCCGACGGCAGCGCUGAUGGCGGCGACCAGGCGGGCGCGUGCGAGGACGACCUGGGCUGCUCCCUCAACGGCGAGUGCCGGGGGGGCCGCUGCGUGUGCGACGCGGCCUGGUCAGGCAGCGCAAACUGCUCCGUGCUGGCGCUGCUGCCGGCGCGGCGGGGAGCGGGCUACGGCGCGGUCAACUCGAGCACAUCGUCUUGGGGAGCAGGUGUCGUAUACGACCCCAUCGGCAAGAAGUUCGUCAUGAUCGAGGAGAUGGACAUGGGCUGCGGCCUGCAGACCUGGAACCUCAACUCCAGGUGCGUCGUCGCGGACUCGCCGACCGUGGACGGGGCCUACACCUUCCGCGGCGUGGUCGUCGACGCGUGGGCGCACUCCUGCGCCCCCGCGAGGGACGACCCGGUGUCGGGCAUCUGGGUCGUCUCGCACCUUGGUGCGGGCGACGCCAACCGGCUGCACCAGAACGCCACCAUGGCGUCGCGCUGCUCUGCGAGCAGCGCUGGCGAGUGCACCGCGGGGCCAGGCCACAAGGAGCACUGCACCCUGCGGCAGGGCUCCGCGGGGACGCUGGAGUGCUCCGUCCGAGGCUGCACUGGCGGCUGCUCCGCAGGGACCACGCCAGCGCUCGGUGAGCCGAGGCCCGUGGUGCCCUGCAGCGGCGGCGACCGCGCCUUCAACGAGUCCGUCACCGCGGGCUCCCCGUACGGCCCCUGGCAGACCUCGAGGCGGCUGCACUCUGGGCUGCACGGCGGCACGGCCGUUGGAGUUCAGGCUCUGCUUCGCUCUGUUGGGCGUGCCCGGCAGCUCAGCUCUCGCAGGGCCGGUCCCCGUCGGACCGACAUCGAGAGCUCGCUCAGCAGCCUCCAGGGCAGGAUGGGAAGCCGCGUCGAGGCCUUCAUUCCGCACGGCGAUCGUGUGGACGAUGUGGGCAAUGAGGACGCCGGCGAGAAUGGCUUCUUGACCACAGCUACAGACAGCGAGACGCUAGCUCAUAUAGGAUACCGCUCAGACGCGGAUGGACUGCGAGCCGUCGCUGUGCUGAGCGUCAUCGCCUACCACAUGAACACAGGAUGGCUGCCAGGAGGCUACACCGGAGUCGAUAUCUUUUUUGUUAUUUCCGGAAAUGUUGUGAUUGCGUCUCUGCUCAGUCACCCGUGCGGCAGCUGCUCGGAGUUCUUCUGCGGUUUCUACGCCCGCCGGGUCAAAGGCUGACCCCGGCGCUGCUGAUUUCCAUGGCGUCCUGUGGAUUCUACAUCGCCAUUAUGGUACCGCCCAUGACUCCUCACCUGAAGGACAACUUCGCAGCCGCCGCCAUUGCGCUCUGCGGCGCUUCCAACGUGUUCUUCGCGUGGCUCGCCCAGGCGACUGGCGACGGCUACUGGGACGAGAUAGCGGUGCAGAGCAGAAACGCAGCCAAUCCAUUUGUGCACCUCUGGUCUCUUGGCGUAGAGGAGCACUUCUACCUCGUCUUUCCCCUUCUCGUCUUGCUCGCGCACGGCUGCCGAGUUGUUGCCUCGGCUGGCUGCCGUCCGCCAUGGCCAGCAUCCCUCAUCAUCUUUGGGGCGUUCGCUGCGCUCUCCGGCUGUGUAUCGCGGGUGAUGACCGUGCACGCCCCAGACAUGGCCUUCUAUCUGCUGCCCGCGCGCUUCUGGGAACUGGCGGUCCGUGCCAUCCUUGCCGACGCCCACGCUGCUGAGAGGCUGGACAUGACAGCGGACGGGAGAAGCGCAGCAGUGGUGGGGGCUCAGGACCUGGUGGCCACACUGCUAAUAGCCUCGAGCAUCGUGCUUGUCACGGUCAGCGUGGGCUUCCCCUUUCCUGGCGCGUUGCUUCCCGUGGCGGGCGCCGCCUGCGUCAUCAUGGCAGGGCGGUGCGAGUCGAGCGCCCUGAGACGCGUCCAGGGGGCAGGAGCUGCCAGGAUCCUCUAUACCUGUGGCACUGGCCUGUUCUUACGUUCGCUGAGGGGACUGUGGUGGACGAUAUGCCCGUCGCCUGGAGGUGCGUCCUGCUGCUCUCAGUCAUGCUCGCGCUGGCCCCUGCGACGUACCACGCGGCGGAGGGGCGUUUCUGGCCCAAGGUGGGACGCCCAGGAUCUCCAAAACAUCAAGCAGAUGAUCAAUGCAAUACCUUGCACAGGAAACUCGAUUCCACCGCGGCCUCACCCGUGGCGUCAGGUAAGCUCGCGGCGUGCAGGGAAGCUUGACCACGAGGGCAAGAGGGCGGAGGACAUCAAGCUCCGCGACGUCUUCACAGAUCCGGCGUCCACAUCUUUGCCCUCAGGUACUUCAAGCCCCCUAGGCUCCAACCUGCCCUUGCCGCCGUCGCACCUCGGCCCUGCAGAGACACGCGCAACUCGGC